Siniperca chuatsi (mandarin fish) is the source of this 4109-nucleotide messenger RNA. It is a transcript of the gene igf2b, whose product is annotated as insulin-like growth factor 2b. Gene Ontology annotation, cellular component: extracellular region. NCBI's taxonomy places the organism in Eukaryota, Metazoa, Chordata, Actinopteri, Centrarchiformes, Sinipercidae. The transcript has 4 exons. Gene Ontology annotation, molecular function: hormone activity; growth factor activity. The coding region runs from base 133 to 780 and encodes 215 amino acids. The record is from RefSeq and is a predicted model, not a curated record.
GUUUUGCCUGUCGCCUGGUCUUUGGGACAGCCUCUCACACAUCAUCUCUAUAGCCGCACCAACUGGGAAACUAACUCACCUGCAAUCUCUUCAACCAAAUAACCCCCAACGUUUUGACUACUGCCAUCUGACAUGGAGACCCAGCAAAGACACGGACAGCACUCAUUUUGCCACACCUGCCGGAGAACGGAGAGCAGCAGAAUGAAGGUCAAGAAGAUGUCUUCAUCCAGUCGUGCGCUGCUGUUUGCACUGGCCCUGACGCUCUACGUUGUGGAAAUAGCCUCGGCAGAGACGCUGUGUGGGGGAGAGCUGGUGGAUGCGCUGCAGUUUGUCUGUGAAGACAGAGGCUUCUAUUUCAGUAGGCCAACCAGCAGGGGUAACAACCGGCGCACCCAGAACCGUGGGAUCGUAGAGGAGUGUUGUUUCCGUAGCUGUGACCUCAACCUGCUGGAGCAGUACUGUGCCAAACCCGCUAAGUCCGAAAGGGACGUGUCGGCCACCUCUCUACAGGUCAUACCCGUGAUGCCCGCACUAAAACAGGAAGUCCCAAGGAAGCAGCAUGUGACCGUGAAGUAUUCCAAAUACGAGAUGUGGCAGAGGAAGGCAGCCCAGCGGCUCCGGAGGGGUGUCCCCGCCAUCCUGAGGGCCAAAAAGUUUCGGAGGCAGGCGGAGAAGAUCAAAGCCCAGGAGCAGGCAAUCUUCCACAGGCCCCUGAUCAGCCUGCCCAGCAAACUGCCUCCUGUCUUGCUCGCCACGGACAACUAUGUCAAUCACAAAUGAGCCCGCUGCCAGCCCUUUGCACAGACAAGAGUUUGGAGGGAGAAAAAAAGACUAGGGGAUUAUAGCUUUGUCUCUGACGUCAUUUCUGUGGCAGUCCUCUCUGACCUCCCCUGCCCUGUCCGAGCCCACCAAUCCUUUGCUCUCACAUCCACUACUUCUUGACCCCCUGGCCCUUUUCUAAUGCCCCCCUCAACCCCACCUACCCACCCUCCUCCGGCACACAAACAUGCCUAUACAUUCUUCCUGUCUGAACUCCUUCGCUCCCUCUCUCUUUCAGUCACUGACACAAAAGGCACAAACACAAAUGAUGAACAAAAAAUUAACAAUUCGGCUGAAUGCAAUUCAGGUGGAUCCUUAAGCAAAAGAGAAAAGGGAAAGGAGAAAAGAAGAUGAAAGAGAUCGGUGGUUUGCAAGUGUCAAGAGGACACCCAGCGGAAUGUUUUUUUGUCCUUGUGGAAGACAACUGAAAGUGAAGAGCAGCUUGCAUGAAAGAAUCCAUUCCACAUCAUUUUUCCUGAGGCAAAAAGAAAAUCUCUGUCAGUUCUUUUUCUUAUUAGUUUGCACCUCUACCUAUAAAGGGACUUCCACACUGUAAGGAAUUAUUUUGUAAAAUUAGAUUCCUGUUCCAGCACCUUUUGAUCACAAACAAAAAGCAGAAAAGAGUCUGCAAAAUUGCACAUUGCCACGGAUUACGUCAAAGUAAAGAAAAAAAUGGCACUAUUUUUUUAUGAACAAUGAACGUGUAGCUUAAAAAAAUGUCAUGGUGCUAGCUUUGGGAAUGGACUCAAAGAAGAGGUUGAAAGGCACGUUUUUUUUUCUUUGAAUGAAUAUUAAAACUUUCCGUUUUAAGGAAAGUGUGACUUUAAAAAAAAGGAAAAUAAAGGAUAUGGGGGAGCUCCUGGCAGUGGCAAUGUCAAGGGGGAAGCGUCGCUGAGAAAAGAUAUGGGCUGUGUUGGCAUCUAGGCUCACAGCGAGUGCUAGCGGCUGCUCAUCACUAGCUUGCCAGCGUAAGCGGCAAGGAGGACCUGAGACCCAGUCCCUGUUCCUCCUGUCCCUCUGAGGCUCCCAGACACGGAGCAGUGUGGGGACACAUAUGGGACACCGUGAACCGCCUGGAUUGGGACAGUACUACAGUUCUGGGACAGUACAUCCUGUUUGCCAUGGCUUUGCAGACUGCUCUGACAGGAAGUAACAUGGCAUGGACAAAGAGCAAGUGGGAUAAUGAUGAUUAUAUUUUAUUUUGUCUUUUUUUCCUGUUUUCUUUUCAUAUCAAUGUUUCAGUGAAAAAAAAAGGAAAACCCCGUCAGUUUCUGGUACCGUGACAUUCCUGUUUCUACAAGUAAGGUUUUUUUGUGAUUCCAUGGUUAUUGUUAUGAUGUUAUUUUACAGUUCUAAAGAAAGGCACAAAAUUUCAAUUCAAAGGGAAAAAAACAGCAAUAAUGUCAACUAACAUUUUAUUUUUAUUGUAUAUCCGUAGUAUUCACAUGCUUUUGCCUGAAAACAAAUACUUGAAUAUAUAUAUAUACAUCUAUAUAUAUAUAUAUAUAUAUAUAUAAAUAUAGAUAUAUAAUUAGUUUCCAGGGACGUUGUGUUAUUUUCCUUUAGUCUGAGCUGUAUCUUGCGUAAUGAGCCGCCAAGCUUUUUUGUUUGUUUGUUGAAAUACAAAUAAGGGCACUGUAUAAAGGCAUUAUUUAUUUUGUUAUAAAAUAUAUUUGAAAAAUUGGUCCAAAUAAUAUACGUAGCACUGAUGCUCAACUGACAGAUUUAUUUUGUAUGAUCUCUGUUUUCCAAUUGGAGUUGUAAGGCUUUUUUUGUAGAUGCUUUGUACCAAAAAUAAUGUCUUCUUUUUCCUUUUUUUUCAUUUGCCAUAGUUAGGUUAAAUUAAUAUUCUAACAGCAGCAUAGCCUGGAUAGCUUAGGCAUGUUAUGUCACAGAAAUAGGCACAUACUCAGAAUACGUUGGUCUGCAUGGAUUUCUAGAAGCCUGUCAGGGUGAUCUGUGAAAAAGGAAAGCAUCAAUAAGUGACUUUAUUAUUGGAAAAAUAACUGUUCAACAUUGAUUGUACUCAAACCCACUAUGUUUUGAAGCCACUUUAGUAUUGAUGGCAGGGGAAUGAUCAGUCCUUCAUUAAAUCAUGUCUUUGUAAUUGUGCAUGGUGUCCUAUGAUCUUCUAAGGAGCAUCUUGCUAAUGUGCCAGUGCCACUGAUGUUGUCGCGUGUUGGUUUGGGUCAUGAGACCGUAAAUGUCCACUCAGUUUUAGCCUUAAUUGGAGUUAAUGAUGUAGCUAUGAUGCUAGUAACCAUCAAAGGUCACCUAAAGGUCAUUGUCUAUCAAGAAUGAUAGAUAGAGGAGAACAGUGAGGUGUUGAGCAAUGAUAUCAUUCCUCAACACCUCACUGUUCUCCUCUGUCUAUCUGUCCAUCUGUCUAUCUAUCCUUUGUUCUCUGUUUUAUAGAAGACAAUGCCCCUGAUCGUAUGCAUCAACAGUAUGUAUCUGUAUUUGCAUGGUGAUGGGGGGGCAGUGUUGUUAGCCUGCCAUUCACCCCUUAACAAUCUUCCAAUCAACCAUCCAUUAUGCAUUUGAUGAAGGGCUAUCACGCUGAACCGUUUCUGAAGCACUCAGGAAAAAACUGUCUACGCUCUCCAAGGGAGAAGUGGAGUAGUUGCUGAGUGUAAGUGAUAAUGUUGUUGUGGAAGGGCAGCUGACGUUGUUACCCAUACCUGGCCACAAUGAUACAGCUCUCUGUGACAAACCACUGAAGCCCAUGUCAGAAACAAGGUAAUUCUGUGCCACAUUAUAGUUUCCUCCUCUAUUGUGUCAUGCAUCACCCAUGAAAUGGAGACUUAAUGGAUACUCACCCUGCUGUGGCGAAGAGUCAAGCCAAUACUUUAUAUCUUCUUUCUGUCAGAGAGAUCUCAAUUAUCAAGGCUGCGUCCUGUCUCUAAUUAUAUUCUACUUCAGUUGUGCAACAAAGCAGGCAGUGCAAUUAUUAUUAUUAUUAUUAUUAUUAUAUUAUUAUUAUUGUUAAUAAUAAUAUUAUUAUAUUUUCUAUUUUAUUCUACAUUUUCCUGCUAGGACUGCAUUCAUUCACUAUUGUAAUGUUCAAACAGGCUACUCUAGUGUUCUUAUGAAUGGCGUGAAAGACAACCACUUCUUUUCGCUGAAUAUGAAGAGAUAUCUUGCCGAGCAAUGGCAACUUUUCUGUGUCAGUAGCUCACUCAGCCUGUGUGUAUUUUAUUGAUUUAACCUCUGCACGCUAGAACGUCCGAAAUGCACAAUUCAUGUACUUUCAUUUUUAAUAUCAAUAAAAAAACAUUUUAUCAAACAUA